This is a messenger RNA of Armigeres subalbatus, 625 nucleotides long. Its product is annotated as histone H2B-like. The coding region runs from base 105 to 479 and encodes 124 amino acids. The transcript has a single exon. NCBI's taxonomy places the organism in Eukaryota, Metazoa, Arthropoda, Insecta, Diptera, Culicidae. Gene Ontology annotation, cellular component: nucleosome. The record is from RefSeq and is a predicted model, not a curated record. Gene Ontology annotation, molecular function: protein heterodimerization activity; DNA binding; structural constituent of chromatin.
CCUUAGCCGUCAUAUCAGUUUCUCGCGCUAACAGAGCUACGAAGGAUAAUUUUCAUCAUUUACGUACUACUCUCGUUGCCAUCGCAGAAAAGUGUCAUCUGAAGAUGCCGGCCAAAACCAGCGGAAAAGCAGCCAAGAAAGCCGGCAAGGCCACGAAGAGCGUCGUCCAAGGGGACAAGAAGAAGCGCAAGUUGCGCCGUAAGGAAAGCUACGCGAUCUACAUCUACAAGGUCCUGAAGCAGGUCCACCCGGACACCGGAGUGUCCUCGAAGGCCAUGAGCAUCAUGAACAGUUUCGUCAACGAUAUCUUCGAGCGGAUCGGUGCGGAAGCGUCCCGCCUGGCGAACUACAACAAACGCUCGACGAUCACGUCGCGGGAAAUUCAGACCGCUGUUCGGCUGCUGCUGCCAGGUGAGUUGGCCAAGCAUGCCGUCUCCGAGGGUACCAAGGCCGUCACCAAGUACACCAGCUCCAAGUAGAUGAGUGACGAGAGCAUUUCAACACCAAACGGCCCUUUUCAGGGCCACCGAACAGUUUUGAGAUGGAAAGAGUUUGAUUUGGAUAAUGCCGAUAGUUGUGGUGUCAAUAUUUUCGUUGUCUAAAAUAAGGAUCAUGUAAUAAUAAA